UCCUCGUAUACUAACUACUUUACUAAGCUAGAAGCAAAGAUAAAGAAGUAUAAUAUUAAGCCUAAGAAUAUAUAUAAUAUAGAUAAGAAGGGCUUUAUAAUAGGUGUACUUAGCAAAGCUAGAAGGAUCUUUAUAAAGCAGGCCUUAUUAAGUAGCUAG
Molecule: messenger RNA, 159 nt
Organism: Pseudocercospora fijiensis CIRAD86
Lineage: Eukaryota; Fungi; Ascomycota; Dothideomycetes; Mycosphaerellales; Mycosphaerellaceae
Exons: 1
Source: RefSeq, a predicted model, not a curated record